This is a messenger RNA of Cladophialophora immunda, 1223 nucleotides long. RefSeq lists its product as uncharacterized. Bases 89 to 892 code for a protein of 267 amino acids. Gene Ontology annotation, cellular component: proteasome core complex. The record is from RefSeq and is a predicted model, not a curated record. The transcript is spliced from 2 exons. Lineage: Eukaryota; Fungi; Ascomycota; Eurotiomycetes; Chaetothyriales; Herpotrichiellaceae.
CGCAGGUCGUUGAUGAAUUAAAGAUCCAGCACCUCAAGCUCAUUUCCUCUAUCCAUCCUCCCUCAGACAUUCAAAUCUGUCCGCAGCCAUGGCGUCUCUAAUGAAUUCAGAACAUAUACCCUCGGAUCAACCUGGCUACUCGUUCGCAAACCACGCCGCAUCGGCACAAGAAGCCUCAGGACUCAAACAACAUGCCUUCUAUCCAUACACUGACAACGGCGGAUCCACACUCGGUAUCACAGGCGCAGACUUUGCCAUCCUCGCCGGCGACACGCGCUCUACCUCUGGCUACAACAUCAACUCCCGCUUCGUCCCCAAACUGUUCCGGAUUGGGGAAGAUGGUUCCGACGAGCAAUCCUCGCGGAUCGUGCUUGCAGUUGUGGGCUUUGCGGCCGACGGCAACGCACUAAAAGAACGCCUCGAUGCCAUUGUCAAGAUGUACAAGUAUCAGCACAACAAACCCAUAAGUGUCAAAGCGUGCGCGCAACGCCUUUCGACGAUCUUGUACCAGAAGAGAUUCUUCCCAUAUUAUGUGCACGCGAUCCUGGCGGGAUUGGAUGAGGAUGGCAAGGGGGCGUUGUAUUCAUACGAUCCUGUGGGGAGCUACGAGCGGGAACAGUGCAGGGCUGCGGGCGCGGCGGCGAGUUUGAUCAUGCCUUUUCUGGACAAUCAAGUCAACUACAAGAACCAAUACAUACCAGCGUCAGGUGUGGGACAUGACUUGAAGCAGAGGCCGGUGGAGAGUCUGCCGAAAGAUGUGGUUGUUGGGCUGGUCAAGGAUGCUUUUACCAGCGCAACGGAACGACAUAUUGAGGUGGGUGAUGGGUUGCAGAUGUUGGUCAUCACCAGGGACGGGAUAGAGGAGACAUUCACGCCCCUCAAGAGGGAUUAGAACCACACUGAAGACUCAGCUUCUAGGGGGCUUUGUUUCUGUAUGCAUAGCUCGGCGAAAUGGGGUCAGGCUGGAAACCCGAAGCCACAUGGGUUGGGUCAAUCUAGUUUACCUGGGGUCGUCAUCAUUUGGUUUCUAUUCUUUUCCCGUUUCAUUGCAAGGAUAUGGCUGAGGUUCCAGGGUGGUAACGACAAACCACAUUUCCCUCCGGUCGUUUUCAUGCGAAUCCAUCCAUCCAUCUCGAACGCCCGUUCCCAUUGAUCACCGCAACAUUUCAUAUGCACUCGUGAAAAAGCCCUCUGAUGCACCGUGCCAUGGGUAAUAGUGAAAG